Messenger RNA from Pseudomassariella vexata, 606 nucleotides. RefSeq names its product Arp2/3 complex subunit. The coding region runs from base 1 to 606 and encodes 201 amino acids. The transcript is spliced from 3 exons. Gene Ontology annotation, cellular component: Arp2/3 protein complex; actin cytoskeleton; cytoplasm. NCBI's taxonomy places the organism in Eukaryota, Fungi, Ascomycota, Sordariomycetes, Amphisphaeriales, Pseudomassariaceae. The record is from RefSeq and is a predicted model, not a curated record. Gene Ontology annotation, biological process: Arp2/3 complex-mediated actin nucleation; regulation of actin filament polymerization. Gene Ontology annotation, molecular function: actin filament binding.
AUGUCUAUCAUCCAACAACAUACCUCAGCCUCGCUUGGCGACGCCUGGCGCACUAUCAACAUCGACGCCCUCGACCCGGAGUCGUCGCAGAACUUCGAUACCACGACGCUGCACCCGCCGCUUCCCGAAAUUAGUGAGGCAGAGGUUCGUCAGCUGAACGGACAGGUCCGCCAACUUCUUCGGGGUGGCGAUGCGGAGGGCGCUUUGAGGGGGUGUUUGGAGACGCCAGUCUAUAAUGGAAGUGAGGGGACGAAGGAGGUUCACUUGCAGACCGUGGUCGAGGUCUUGCAAUCUAUCAAGGCGAGCGACAUGACGCCCAUGCUGCAGCGCAUCUACGGGUCUGAGGGCGGAGGGGAGUUGUUGGAUGUGCUGAUGAAGUAUCUGUACAAGGGCAUGUCUGCUUCGGCAUUAACCGGCGGCCCACGAACACCGGGGAGGAUGACACCACAGCAGACGGGGUUCACGCAGGUGGGAUCACGGCCGGGGGUUUCAAACGAGUCUACGAGUGCGGCGAUGAGUGUCUUGCUUAGUUGGCACGAGAAGGUUGUCGAUGUUGCGGGACAGGGUAGCAUAGUGAGAUGCAUGACCGACUGGCGCAAGGUAUGA